Molecule: messenger RNA, 628 nt
Organism: Diospyros lotus (date-plum)
Lineage: Eukaryota; Viridiplantae; Streptophyta; Magnoliopsida; Ericales; Ebenaceae
Exons: 3
Coding region: 170-466 (98 amino acids)
Source: RefSeq, a predicted model, not a curated record
GUACUCACAGCCUCUCUCUUCCCUCCCUUAUAAAGCGAAGAUAGCUCUCUCUCUGUCUCUCGCUUGCUCUUGCUGUCUGUGGAUUGUCUAGCGUGGUUUGAACAAAUUUCUAGCAUCGCUCACCACCAGAUCCUUGAGAAUUUCUAAAGGAGAUCUGAUCUCUCGUUCCAUGGAAGACCGCAAAGAGAAGAACGCACCGUGGCUAUCAGUUCCCCAGUUUGGGGAAUGGGACCAAAAGGGGCCAUUGCCGGACUACUCCCUGGAUUUCUCAAAAAUCAGAGAAAUGAGGAAACAGAACAAGAGGGAUCCGUCAAGAGCCAGUCUUGGAAAUGAAGAAGAGCUCGUCCCCUCGGCCACUACUGCCACAAACACUGAAAUCAACGAUCAUCAACAUUACCACCAGAACCAUUCCCCCACGACGAGGAGGGGCAUUCUCAGCUACUUCAACUGUUGCGUGAAGGCUUGAGGAGGCGGCGCUGCAGCAACUUCAUGUGUUAUAUAUAUGGUCUAGUAAUGGUUUUCCAUUGUAAAAUUGCAUGGCUAGGAACAUUGAUGAUGAUGUCUUUGUGGGUUGUGGUCCAGCCAGGAUGAUGCUUCUUUUUCUUCUGUUGAAAGGGUAUUCUGUUGA